Molecule: messenger RNA, 618 nt
Organism: Lindgomyces ingoldianus
Lineage: Eukaryota; Fungi; Ascomycota; Dothideomycetes; Pleosporales; Lindgomycetaceae
Exons: 8
Coding region: 1-618 (205 amino acids)
Source: RefSeq, a predicted model, not a curated record
AUGGAAGUGAAGAAGGACAGGCUGACUGGACCUGAAUCGUACUUAGCUCUGUUGACACCAAAGCUCCGUCUUUUAUUGUUUGCAAGUGACUGUGUCAGUCAUGAGGCAUUGGCCACAGCGAAUGAGAUACCUGCACCGAAUGGUGGCCUCGUCCAGAUCUACGUUGGAGAAGACUACAGCUUCGGUCUCGCACAUGCUAGAGGUAAAUUGAGAAGAAGUCAUGGCUAUCGUCGGGCUGCAAUAAAGAUAGCGUUAGUGCGAAACGCGCCAAGACCAAUAGCGCGAAAAACAGUCCUCUCUAACGACCAAGAAAUCCUAGCAAUAACCGCGCAAACAUCCCUCAUCCUACAACUUCAGCAGAACCCCAACCCUCUUCCUCCCAUCCAUCCAUAUGCCGAAAUCUCCCUCAAUCUUUAUCAAACCCCCUUCCUCAACAAAACGCAAUCCCAUCAACAUGACCCCUCCAUGGCCCAAAUGCCGGCUAUGUCAGCAGUCCCACCUCGCAUGAAACACCCAAUCACCCAGGAUCCGGCAUCUCGGACCCAGAUCAAGGAUCCAUGUUUGGGAUUGAAACUGGUGAUACUGAUACUUCCUGAGGCUUCGAGAAGGGCUAGGUAA